AUGGGUGUGACAAAGGAACAAGUCGAAGCUUCGUUGACUUCGAAACUCAACCCUCUUCAUUUGGAAGUCAUUGACACAUCUGGAGGCUGCGGCGCAAGUUUUGCUGUUGAGAUUGUCUCGGAACAGUUUGAAGGGAAGAGACUGCUCGAGAGGCACCGCAUAGUGAAUGCUGCUCUUGAAGAAGAGAUGAAACAAAUCCAUGCUCUCUCCAUUAAGAAAGCUCAGACUCCACAACAAUGGAAGCCAAUUACACAAGUCUCUGCAACAACAACUCCUCCAACCACAGAUGCUUGA
This is a messenger RNA of Microthlaspi erraticum, 294 nucleotides long. NCBI's taxonomy places the organism in Eukaryota, Viridiplantae, Streptophyta, Magnoliopsida, Brassicales, Brassicaceae. The record is from the annotation of a GenBank genome assembly.